UAACAGUUGGGUUAGUAGCACAAAAAGUAACCUUAGCAUCCGUGACUUUGAUGUAAUUAGCUGACUCAUAUUGGCUAAUACGCGAAAAGGUAACUUAAAGAAGUUAACAAUAGCUAACCACAAUGAAGAAAUUUAGAGUAUUGUAAACAUAAUUGCUGCUAAAAGUUAUCUAUGGUUGGAGUCUUAUAACUUGCUAGCCACCCCCACCCUGAGAAGCGUCAAAAAAAGUCAAGUGGCUACAGCUAACGCGAGGCUAGGCAAACUUGGCUAACCGCAUCCGUUUUCAGGCUUCGGCUUAUCACGCUGCUUAUCUGUCAUAAAUAUGCUGUUUGUGAAUUAGCGGUGCUGUCAAAUUCAGUGUGUACACUCGACAGCCAAAGCUGUAUCGUUAGUUUGGCGGCAAACUGCAUAUAAAAAGCAAGAUAAUGUCAGCUAGCUAGCUAAAGCGGGCGGCGUUAGCUUUAGCAAAACAAGAGCUGUGCUUUGGGAGUCAGCUGACAGCCUGCUGUAAGCUGCCAAAAGACCAUCAGACCAGUGAUGGAUCAACUGAAAGUGAAGGAUCGCAUAUUGGAAAACAUCUCACUGUCUGUUAAAAAGUUGCAGAGUUACUUUGCGGCCUGUGAAGAUGAGACUCCAGCAAUCCGAAAUCACGACCGGGUCCUUCAGCGUCUCUGUGAACACCUUGACCAUGCUCUGCUGUAUGGCUUACAGGACAUCUCCUCAGGCUACUGGGUCCUGGUCCUUCACUUCACCAGGAGAGAGGCUGUCCGGCAGAUAGAUGAGCUUCAGCACAUUGCUACCAACCUUGGGCGAAGCCGUGCGUGGUUGUACCUGGCACUGAGUGAGAGCUCUUUAGAAAGCUAUCUACGCCUCUUCCAGGAGAACCAAGGAUUACUGCAAAAGUAUUAUUUCAAGAAUGCACUGGUCUGCAGUCAUGACCACCUCACGCUCUUCCUCACGCUGGUUUCCGGCCUGGAGUUCAUUCGCUUUGAUCUGGAGCUGGAUGCGCCCUAUCUGGAUGUGGCCCCCUACAUGCCAGAAUACUACAAACCCCAGAACCUGCUGGACUUUGAGGAAAGGCUUCCCAGCUCAGACAGUUUGUCCCUGCACUCCUUCACCUCCCUCACCUCUACCAACCUGGAGUGGGAUGACAGUGCCAUAGCUCCCUCCAGUGAAGAUUAUGAUUUCGGUGACAUCUUCCCUGUGUUGCAGUCAUUGCCAAGUGCAGACUGGGAAGAGGGGGACCUGACAGACCAGGCCAGCUGCCCGAGAUCCAGCGGCUCUGAUCCCCAGACAGUCAUCAGCGACACAGUGGUCCUUUCUACUGGCACUGUCAAGGUGAAGGUAGCAGCUCAUCUUUCCCCACACAGCCCCACGUUCAGACACAACCCCUUCAAUGAGGACUCAGAUACUAACACUACCAACACCUCAGCCGACGUCACGCCAGUUCAUGUGCCCGGCCGCCACAACGGCGCAGCCGCUGGAGAUGACACGGAGAGCACCAGCAAUGAGCUGGAGGUCAUCAGGAUGGCAAGACGAAAGAAACCAGCCAAGAAGCGUCGAGGGAAGGGCUCCACAGAUUCUAGCAGCAGCAUCCAUAACUCUAUUUCCUCUGAGCACAUGGAUAUGGACAAUAACCUUGUGGCCUCGGAGGAUGUGGAGUCAUUAAACGGCACUGUAAUUCAGCAGGAUGAUGAGGCAGAGCUGACGAGAAGCAGGGUGGGAUCAGAGGCUGUGGAGGAAGGAGAUGAAGAAGGAGUAGGAGGUCUCCUACGGCUCCCAGAGAUGACUGACACCUCCAUGGACACAGUGGGCCAGCCCCUCCGUGAUGUAAUAGAUCGGCUCAACGGGGCUCUGGAUAGAGAGGAGGCCUGGGAGCGCAGAGAGGAUGGCGAAGAGAAAAGCAGUGAAGGCUGUAACCAGGGCCCCGAGCCCCCCGCGCAGCAGCCCUUUCGAGAGGAUUCGGAGGGCGAGCCACCUGACCCAGCUCCAGGAGAGACGUCCAACUCUCUUCUGGCCACAAGCCACAGCUUCCUGCAGGCCUCUCCUGCACCCACAGACUUAUGCUGCUUUACCCCCAACAGUGCAGACACUUCUCCCACGGGUGGUGGCCACUAUGACUCUACAGAGCAUAGCCAGUCACAGACUCUUUCAGGUGGCCUUGAAGAUAAAGGAGCGGCAGAAGCGUCAGCAGGACAGGAGCCCGAGAUGAAGACCGAGGAGGAAGGCACAGAAGCAGCAGAAGAAACUAACAAGAAUGUGUUUACUGAGGAAGCAGAGAAUUCUCAUCCUGCAGAGUUUAAGGUGGACAACAAUCACUUGCUUCUUCUCAUGAUUCAUGUAUUCAGAGAGAAUGAGGAGCAGCUGUACAAGAUGGUGAGAAUGAGCACAGGACACAUGGAGGGGGACCUGCAGCCCCUUUACCUGCUGCUGACUGACUGUUACAUAUACCUGCUUAGAAAGGGUGCAGCAGAGAAGCCCUACACAGUAGAAGAUGCUGUUUCCUAUAAUGAAUUGGACUAUCUUUCAGUGGGCCUCGACCAACAGACAGUGACUGUGGUUUGCACCAAUAGACGAAGGAAAUUUCUGUUGGACACAGCUGAUGCGUCUCUGACUCUGUGGUUUUUGUCUGUUCUCAAGUCAGCCAUGGUGAAGGGUUGUCGUGAGCCUCCGUACCCCUCUGUACUGACUGAUGCUACCAUGGAAAAACUGGCUCUCACUAAGUUUAUCUCCCAGGAAUCUCACUGUGAGGUAUAUGAAGUGUCUAUACAAUUGUAUUCACUGGUCCACUGGGAGGAUCCUAUGGACAUGACUUUGUCACCCCAGGGUGGAGUAUCAAUCCCUGGACUACCGUCCAGCACCAAGGAAGGGACUCUGCAGUACCGGGCUGGAACCACCUACCUGGGCAAAGAGCUGUGGAAAAGCUGCUACCUCGUCCUCAGUAAGGGGAUUCUGUACUUGUAUGCAGAAAGAACUGAUGUGACGCCUCUGCUGUCAGUCACUAUGGGAGGAGAACACUGUGGAGGCUGCCGUCGCUCUAACAGCACAGAGCGUCCCCACGCCUUCCAAGUCAUCCUUACAGAGCGACCACCAUUGGAGCUCAGCGCCAAUAAUGAGCAGGACAUGGCUGACUGGAUGCAGCUGCUCUGCCAGUCCGUCUCUAAAGGGGUCAUUCCUCAGGGCGUGGCCCCCACUCCAUGUAUCCCAUGUUGCCUGGUGAUGACAGACAGGAAGCUGCUUACUUGCCAUCAGGACUGUCAAACCAGCUUCUUCCGUUCGCUUGGCAGCGCUGAUAUAUGUGAUGUCACUGCGGUCAGUGUGGAGGCUGACAAGGAGUACUGUGUCAUUGAGUUUGCAGCAGAUCGGACUCAGUUCAUUCCUCCCUGGGUGUUGUACUUCAGCGGCUGUGAAGAGAGAGAUCGUCUGCUGCAGGUGUUAGACAACACAUGGAAGGCCAUUUUCCAGGUUGACCUUCCCCACAAAGAAGUGUUGGAUCCGUCCACGCAGAAGCGUUGUGGUGAGGCCCUCGCCCUGAUGAAUAGUGCCUGGCAGAGGGCAGACAGUCUGGCCCGAGGCAGGGCCCAGCGUGAACCCUGGUGCUGACAGACACACACAUGCACGCAUACACUUAUCUGUGGGUUGCCACUGAAACAGACGGUUAAACAGUCCGAUAUAGUUCCAGGACAGAUUGAUUUAACUCUGUUAUACAGUCUUAGUCACUGUAAAGUGAGUUCUAAAUAGAAAAUCAGACGUGGUUAUUAUUGGUUGUUGCACUGCAGCGUAAGCUUGUGAUGUACCUCCGAUUCGCUGAUGACAUGUUUCUAUCAGAGAAACGUCCUGCAUAAGUAGCAAUGCAUUUGGCACAUCAUGUUGCAGUGAUGCAACAGCAAGACGCUCUCACUUCAAAUAAAAUGUAAUGACGGAAUAUUAACAGAAUGAUACAAAAGCUUUUAAUUCAUCCUAGUGAUACAUCGUCGCCAUUAUUCCUUUAUCAGCAGUUACGAAUUGCCACCAAUGCAAAACAAACAAACUGAAUCAAGGAAAAGACAGAUGAUAAAGGAAGAAAGCUCUGUAGCUGGGAUUGUAAGCAAAACCUCUUACUGGAAAGCAUGAAAUUAAAUUAAAGACAUUUUUGUUUUUAGAGUAAAUGAUUAUGGAUAAUUAUAGAAGGCACAAACAGUAGUUGUGUCAUUGGGAAGACUUUGAAACAAUCUACAAUACAUUGUGAAUUCAAAUAUGUCCUGCUGAAUUGAGUUUGAGCAUGUGGUCUUCAGAAAUGUUAGAAGUCAAGCUUUGGCUUUGAUAUGUAGACAGGACUGAAAAUUAUGAAACGUAUUUCCGUACAUCAAGGAAGCUGAGUGUGGAGGAAGACAAGGAUCCAUAACCAGCAGCUUCCAUGCACAGCAAAAUAAGUGGAUUAUUAAUGUUUUCGGUAAAAAGAAAAUCUGUUAUAUAUGUCAAGAAAGCCAUAUAUAUGAAGGGGGCAGUUGGAAAAGUUCACUCCUUGCCUUGCACACAUACAAGUAACGCUCUCUGAUCACUCCUUGCUUUGUAACCCUAAACUAUAGUACAUUUCUAGAGCAAAUGUACAGCGCUGUACAGUAUCAACGCAUAAUCACUGACAGUUGUGUGUGUGUCUGAGUUUUGGUUUGUAUAAUGGCACAUACCUCUGCACACUGAAUUCUUGUCACAUUGUACAUUAGUUUGAGAGAAUGAGACUCUCAAUAUGAAGAAUAUCCAGAUAUAUUUAACAGUUGCACUGUUACAUGCUCAUGCCCGUGUCGUCUAUCUGAGAUCUUGCUUUAUCACUUAAAGCGCUGUCACUCAGAUUAAAAAAAAAAAAAAAAAAAACCUAUCAGGAAAUGCAACAGACAGACUUGCCUUUUAUCUCCAUUCUGUAGACGCGAGUGGAGGCUUCCAUGCAGACUUGCACAUUUUGCUGUUUUUUUUUAUGGUACCAGCUGUGGUUUUGUGUUAAUAUCGUAACGUGCUUUUAUAUUUCCAUUGUAGAGAAAGUGGGAACAAUUGUUACCAAAUUAUUCAAUAGAGUGGAGACAUUUUGUGUCAGCAUUGACUUCUGUAUAUGCAUUAGCAGACGUGUGCGUCCCCUUAAGUGUGGGCAAGUAUCUAGAAAGAUUUACAUUCAGUGUGAAGAAUCAGUUAUUGAGAGCUACAAGUUGUUUUGGCUUGUCAUUUUUAUUUUGCACCAGUGGUUGGUGGCACCGCUCUACACUGCACUGGGCCACACCACUAAGUUAAAACAUCCUUUCUGCACUAGUCUUUUAUUGGUGGAAGUAUAAUGAAAAAUCAGCAGUGCGCACAACCCCAAAAAUCUCAGAUAAUGUAGUGCACAGUCGUAAUGGUGCACAGUUGUGGCGAGAAUCAAAAAACAAGCAGGACACUGACGUUCACAGAAAAUUUCACUUAUUUAACAGCUAUUUUCAGCGUGAUGAAACAAGCAGAAAUGGUAUUUAAUAUAUCAGGCGGUUCAUUCUUUCUCAGAUGGGUCCUAUCAUUCAAUUAUGUAUUUUCUAUCCUGAUUGUUGUUUGAACUUCACCUGUUUCUAUAAUUUGCCAUUCCUGCUUGUUUAAUCAUGCCGACGAUGGCUCAUUAGCAGUUCAUUUUUACCUAUAUUAAAUAAGUGCUGGUGUUGUGCUUGUUUUUUUGUGGUGAAGCAACAUCUUUGAGGGGUAUAGAAUAAGGCUUUACACAGCCUUUCAAUUUAAAGCAAGUAUACCACCCUUUAUUAGCAGAUUAAUGCUUCUAAAUAAUAUUGAAUCUUUACUUGGAAAAAAAAUUAAGAAUUAUAAAACCCUAAACUGAGCCUUAUUUUUUAGUUAUCCAACAAAUAACAGUCAGUAGAUUGUAGCGCAUGUGUUUAAAUCUGUCCUUAACAUUAACACUGAUAAGAGUGCUGCUGCUCUGUCAAUGACGGUGCUCUCAGUACAUGGCUGAGAUCGGCGUGAGAUUUCCUUUGCAAAGACAAUGUUGCCUUUUUGACAACCAGGACUGAGCUGGACAGAAUGGCCAAUUUGUUUAAACUAAAUGAAGCACUAAUUUUUAUUUUUAUGUGGUUGCCUAAUUUGGCUGAGUGCGUCGGAACGCUUAAACAAUCAUUUUAUUUUAUGUUGCAGUAUAAGUCAAAAAUGUGUGCUGUGUGUAGAGCUGGGUAUCCAACCUUGAUACUCUCUAAAUACAGGCAUUAUGACAUCUGCAUUAAAUGUUGGCACAGAAUGUUUGUUUUUGAUUAGGUAUUGCUGUUACAAAUGCAACAACAAAAAUUGUGAUUACAUCCAAGUAUUAUACUGAAAAAUAGAACUAGAGAUAUAAAACUCUGGUAUUGAAUAGACACUAUAAACCUUUAAAUGACACCCAGCCCUACACAUAUGUCACCUACGUAUGUUUGUUCCAGUUGUCGUUCUCAGUCACAUUGUAUUACCUUUAUGUCAGCAUUAAUCAGUGCUUUAAGCCUUUCUAAGUGCCACUUGGUCUCAUUCAUCUUCUGCUCUUUUACAAAGAAAUCUAAUCUCAGGUGAAAAAAAGGUACGUCACAUCCAAAAACCUUAACACUCACCGUGUCGUUUUUUUUUUGUUUUUUUAUCGCUGCUGUUUUGUCUAAUUCUAUAUUUUUUAAAUUCCUUUUUUUUCUAUUUUGGUCCAAUGCAGCAUUAUGAAGUUAUUUUGCGCACACAGAGAAAAGGCUGCAAAGUAAUAUUACAUGUUGGAAAAGGUUUAAUGUAGAAGUUCUUUAAUAAUUCAGUAGGUUCCAAAAUAGGACUGGCUGUUUGUGUCGUACGAAUAGUCUCCUCCAGCGCGUAACCUAAAGACUUGUUGACCAGGGAGAGUACACUUGCAAUAGUUGGACUUACUUGAAAUGUUUGUUGGAUUAUCAGCUGUGUAGAGUUGAGGCCUGUGAAGUGUAUAUAAAGAAAAACUUUUGAGCAGUGUUUUAAAUGUGGGACAUUGCUGGCCAAUGAUGGAUGACAUCUUCUAAGUGAUGCAUUGUGAAAAAGCGCUUUUUGAUUUCUGUUCAUAAAUGUAUACUGCAUGUAAUAUUUGUAUGAUGUUUAGCAGUUUUAUUGAAUUGUAAAUAGAGCACUAAUCAAAUAUAACAUACUGUACACUCACACGUAGACGAGCAUGUCCAGAGGGGUUUUUUGAAUGUAUAAAUAAACCUUUUGCGAUUGGACGGUGUAACUGAAUAAACUGAAAUGAAACCUUG
Molecule: messenger RNA, 7223 nt
Organism: Plectropomus leopardus (leopard coralgrouper)
Lineage: Eukaryota; Metazoa; Chordata; Actinopteri; Perciformes; Serranidae
Gene: plekhm2
Product: pleckstrin homology and RUN domain containing M2
Biological process (GO): regulation of protein localization; Golgi organization; lysosome localization
Cellular component (GO): endosome membrane
Molecular function (GO): kinesin binding
Source: RefSeq, a predicted model, not a curated record